Olea europaea var. sylvestris is the source of this 867-nucleotide messenger RNA. Its product is annotated as NDR1/HIN1-like protein 1. The record is from RefSeq and is a predicted model, not a curated record. The transcript has a single exon. Bases 76 to 705 code for a protein of 209 amino acids. Lineage: Eukaryota; Viridiplantae; Streptophyta; Magnoliopsida; Lamiales; Oleaceae. Gene Ontology annotation, biological process: defense response to other organism.
UUAACCUCUCAACGACUCAGCUCCACCUUCAAGCACCACAUCCUCCACCAGUGCCAAACCACCACCACUAGAAUCAUGGGGAAUGAGAAAUGCGCCGAUCACCAUGACGAGCAACGGAUAAUAAUCCGGCGAUGUUUCAGUGGCCUUCUAAUCUUCACCGUCACCCUCCUAUUAAUAAUCUUCCUAGUUUGGGCCAUUCUCCAACCCAAAAAACCGCAUUUUACCCUCCAAGACGCCAUCAUAUUCGGCCUCAACGUCUCGUCCCCCAGCGUCAUCUCCACCAGCAUUCAAGUCACCAUCAACUCUCGAAACCCUAAUUCCAGAAUCGGCAUUUACUACGAGAAAAUGCACGUCUACGCCACCUACCACAACCUGCAAAUCACCUACUACACUGCCAUUCCAUCGGUAUACCAAGGACACAAGGACUUCAACGUCUGGUCGCCGUUCAUUUAUGGAAAUAGUGUACCCGUGGCACCAUACAAUGGCGUUGCCCUCAGCCUGGACAAAUCCAACGGAGCCAUUGAGCUGAUCAUCAAGAUCAAUGGACGUGUUAAAUGGAGAGUUGGGUCCUUCAUCUCCGACCAGUACCAUCUCCACGUCACCUGUCCGGCGUAUAUACCCUUCGGAAAUAGCCGGAAUAGAGGGAUUGUCCUCGGAAAUGCAAUCAAGUAUCAGCUGUCACAGAGCUGUAGUGUCAAUGUGUGAUCAAGAAAAUGGCUCAUUUUUCUUCCUAUAAUAAUUAACGCAUUUAUGUUAUAAUUUAUAUGCUUCUUUUUUUUUUUUAAGGCUUUUAAUUAAUGUUCUAUGGAUCAUAUAAUUGUAAAAUUUGCUGAAGAAUAAGAAAGCAAAAUUAUAAUUCUGUAGUCA